Molecule: messenger RNA, 1500 nt
Organism: Polyodon spathula (Mississippi paddlefish)
Lineage: Eukaryota; Metazoa; Chordata; Actinopteri; Acipenseriformes; Polyodontidae
Product: fetuin-B-like
Exons: 7
Coding region: 26-1375 (449 amino acids)
Biological process (GO): negative regulation of endopeptidase activity
Cellular component (GO): extracellular region
Molecular function (GO): cysteine-type endopeptidase inhibitor activity
Source: RefSeq, a predicted model, not a curated record
UAAGAAAAAGGAGGGCGUUUUCAAAAUGAAACAGUUGGCUUUGCUUUUGCUGUGCACACAGCUGCUGUCUGUUUGGGCCGUGAGUGAGCCAAUCUAUCCUCUGAAUCCUGGCUCCUGUGAAUGCCCAGAUGCUGUGGCUGCUGCAGACCUGGCCCUGAGGAAAAUCAAUAGUCACCGGAAACAAGGCUACAUAUUCAGCUACCACCGCCUUUCCAAUGUCAACCAAAAGCAGCAGGGACCGAGGGGGACUGUAUUUUACCUGACGAUAGAUGUUCUGGAAACAUCAUGCAACGUUCUUAGCAAGAGGCUGUGGACCAGCUGUGAAGUGAGACCAUUAACUGAGGCUGUUUAUGGACAAUGCCAGGCAACAAUUUACAUUAAUAAAGUACAAAGAGCUGUUCAGCUCUACAACUACAACUGCUCUUUAAGGCCAGUUCCACGCAACAGAGUUCAUGAUAUCUGUCUGAACUGUCCAGAAGCACGCAUGGUGGAUGAUCCUGCUGUGUUAAAUGCUACACAGUUGGUCCUUCAAAAGUAUAACAAUGAAAGCCCACAUUCAAAAUAUUUUGCUCUUCUGAAUGUGACUAAAGCAUCGGAGCAGGCCCUUGUGGCUAAGAAAUAUGCAAUGGAAUUCACAAUCCAGGAGACGGUGUGCCCCAAGGUCACACACAGGGGGGAUGUCUCCCAGUGUGAGUUAAUGACCUGCGAGUUUGCUCACAAAGGUCACUGCAAAGGAUCAUACAUGAAGGCACCAGAUAACGAGUAUAUCACUGUCUCUUGCGAACUCUUUGAGCCAGAGGCCUCACAGCAGGAAGAGAAACCCCACCUGCUGGGAGGAGAACAUGACCACCAUCAUUACAAGCAUGAGGAUCACCAUGACGAGGGGCAUGACCACCAUCAUGACAAGCAUGUGGAUCACCAUGACGAUGGGCAUGACCACCAUCAUGACAAGCAUGAGGAUCACCAUGACGAUGGGCAUGACCAGCAUCAUGACAAGCAUGAGGAUCACCAUGACGAUGGACAUGACCAGCAUGAUCAUGGGCCUGGCCACCACCAUCAUCACAAACAUCUGCAUGCUCAUGAGCACCAUCACUAUGGCAAUAAAUCCCCUUCUCAGAGAGCUAUCACCCCUCAUUACGAGGAGACAGAGGGAGAAGUGCUGUAUCUGCCACCUAUCGACGUACCAAAUGUUUACAAUGCCGAUGCAGACAAGCCUGUUACUCUUCCCAGUUUCCAUGACACUCCAGUUGCUUCUCAAGGUCCCAUCAUCCAUCCUUUCCCUACAAUGAUUGGAGAAAAGUGUCCUGGUCAGCCAAAGAAUAAGGUGAACCUGAUUCAGCAGCUGUAUAAGGAGGAUCAAGGAUUCUUCAAUUAACUGAUUAAAAAACAACAAUAAUAAUAAUAAUAAUAAUAAUAAUAAUAAUAAUAAUAAUAAUAAUAAUAAUAAUAAUAAUAAUAAUAAUAAUAAUGUAACUCAUCUAAAACAACAGUACUGCUUUA